Molecule: messenger RNA, 1172 nt
Organism: Arachis stenosperma
Lineage: Eukaryota; Viridiplantae; Streptophyta; Magnoliopsida; Fabales; Fabaceae
Product: WAT1-related protein At1g09380
Exons: 6
Coding region: 1-1116 (371 amino acids)
Cellular component (GO): plasma membrane
Molecular function (GO): transmembrane transporter activity
Source: RefSeq, a predicted model, not a curated record
AUGGCGAGAGGUCUCAUUCCAUUGUUGUCAAUGAUUCUUGUUCAGUUGGCGUAUGCAGGGAUGAGUAUUACCUCAAAGCUUGCCCUAGAAGGUGGCAUGAACCCUCUUAUCCUUGUUGCUUAUCGUCAAAUCUUUGCCACUAUUGCCAUUGCUCCCUUCACUUAUUGGCUCGAAUGGAAAACAGUUCCGAGGAUGACAAGGCGCGUUAUGCUCCAAAUAGUACUUUCUUCCAUAACAGGAAUAACAGGAAACCAGGUUCUGUUCUUCGUGGGUCUAAAAUAUUCAACUGCCACAGUUGCGUGUGCACUCACCAAUUUGCUCCCAGCUUUUACGUUUGUCCUGGCAGCCAUCUUCAGACAAGAGAGUGUGGGAAUGAAGAGAAAAGCAGGGGUAGCAAAGGUGUUAGGAACAGUAGUGUGUGUAGGUGGAGCACUGCUUUUAUCAUUCUACCACGGCAAAACAAUUGGUAUAGCAGAAUCAAGCAUUCGUUGGAGCUUUGCGGAGAGAAUGGAAGGAAGAAGCAGCUCCAACGGGAACGGAAGCGCGCUUCUGGGUCCUUUUCUUCUUGUGGUUAGUGCCCUUGUUUGGUCACUUUGGUUCAUAAUUCAAGCAGACAUAAGCAAGAAUUUCCCAGCUCCAUAUACGAGCACAAACUACAUGUGUUUCUUGGCCAGCAUCCAGUGUGUCCUUCUUGCCUUGUCUUUUGACCAUACCCCCUCUUCUUGGUCCCUUCAUGAUCCUAUCAGACUUGUCUCUUCUCUUUAUGCGGGGGUAGUUUGCACUGGUCUAGCGUACUGUCUCAUGUCAUGGACCAUUGAGAGGAAAGGUCCUUUAUACGUUUCAGUAUUUAGUCCAUUGCAACUUGUUCUCACUGCUGUUGCUAGCUGGGCAUUGCUUCGGGAGAAACUAUACAUUGGAACUGUGAUAGGGUCUGUGCUGAUAGUUGGAGGGCUAUAUUGUGUUCUAUGGGGAAAGAACAAAGAGAUGAACGAGAUCAUUGCUGAAAAAGAGACAGUCAAGUACAACGAGAGUAAUGCAAAGAAUAGUGAUUUGGAGUUACCAUCUUACAUACCAUCCAACAAUGGUAAUCAUCGUGUAAUUGUGGAUGUUGCUUAAUAUAUAUACACAUAGACACAACUACCCAUUAAGGGGAUUGAGGAUCGGAGAUCAUA